AUGUCGGGUUUGGAUUGUCGUACCUAUCUGGAGGAUUAUAGGGACUCGGGUAGUCAAAAGUUCAAGAAGAAGCACUUCAAGAAUCUUAACAGGGUAAGAUUGAAGGACGUCAAGUACAAGCUAAAGAAGAUGGUUUCAGAGCGUCGUCAUGCGAUGGUACCCUACUUUUUAGUGAGUAUCAUUGUCGGGGAGACCAAGAACUCGGGUAAGAAUGCAACGCUUGUAGAUAGCCUAAGUCUAAGAUCGGUUAACGAUUUGGAGUUUUGUGCUACUUUUCCUUGGGGGAGGUAUUCGUUUGAGCACAUGCUCAAGUUGAUCGCGCACACUAUGCGCCAUAUUGAUGGGGUGGUGGAGAGAGAAGUAUCAAUAUGGCCGGUUCAAGGAUUUUGUAUCCCGAUUGAAGUUAGUGCUGUUUAUUAA
Molecule: messenger RNA, 420 nt
Organism: Capsella rubella
Lineage: Eukaryota; Viridiplantae; Streptophyta; Magnoliopsida; Brassicales; Brassicaceae
Exons: 1
Coding region: 1-420 (139 amino acids)
Source: RefSeq, a predicted model, not a curated record